Molecule: messenger RNA, 2018 nt
Organism: Mizuhopecten yessoensis (Yesso scallop)
Lineage: Eukaryota; Metazoa; Mollusca; Bivalvia; Pectinida; Pectinidae
Product: oxidoreductase HTATIP2-like
Exons: 6
Coding region: 215-934 (239 amino acids)
Biological process (GO): import into nucleus
Cellular component (GO): cytoplasm
Source: RefSeq, a predicted model, not a curated record
CGUAGAAUGGUUAGACUACAAGGCAUCUAAUACUACACGUAGUACACGUAGUACACGUGUACUAGGCUUUAACCGAUAUCCGCGUUACAGUUUGUGCCCCCGUACUACUAUUAUCGGACAUGUGGUAAGCAGGCUUGCGAACGGGUAGAUCGAUUUGUUGGGAUAUUUUGACCAGGAACUUUCUCGGAUAUCACUGUUAAAUAGUUGGUGGAUAAUGUCCGAAGAUUUUCAGAACAAGGUCAAACAAUACAAGGAGAUGGGGAAGACCGCCUUCAUCAUUGGCUACACGGGGGAGUGUGGGAAGGAGCUGGUCAAAGCCUUGUCCAAAAAUAAAAUAUUCAGCAAAGUUGUCCUCAUUGGGCGUAGGAAAGUGGAGAUCAGUCCCGAUCCGGGACCAGAAUUUGAACAAAAAGUUGUUGAUUAUGACAAGCUGGAAGAAUAUACAGAAGCCUUCCAAGGAAAUCAAGUUGGCUACUGCUGUUUGGGGACUACUAGACACAAAGCAGGAAAGGAAGGGUUCAUCAAGGUCGACCGGGACUAUGUACUAAAAAGUGCAGAGAUUGCGAAAUCUACGGGCUGUCAACAUUUCAGCGUAGUAACGGCUUCCACUUCGGAUAAAAACAGUAUGUUUCUCUACGUCAAAACGAAGGGAGAAGUAGAGGAAGGUCUGAAAGGCAUGGGAUUUGACAAGUUAUCUAUCUUUAGACCAGCGAUGCUGCUAUGUGAUCGGUCAGAAAGCCGCCUAGGAGAAACUUUUGCGCGAGCCUGUUUUAAACCCUGGGCUUACCUCUUCCCCACAGUGGGAUCUGUGCCUACGUCCUACGUGGGUAGGGCUAUGGUUGUCGACACAGUUAUGCCAGGUGAUGACAAAAUUAGAACCUACAGCAAUGCCGAGAUACAUGGCCUGAUAAAGCAGGAUAACAAUCAGGAUUGAGAUAGGGAAUAAGCAUACAAACACAUUACUGUUAUCAGAACUAGCAUAUCGUUCGUCCCAUUACAGUCUCACCUCGCUUAGUACACAAUACUGAUUAUCUUAAAGAUGUAAACUUACCAAAUGUGGAACGAACUCUUCUGAAAAGAGAAGUGGAAAUCUUUUCAAAAUAGUUGCUUGCAAUAGUCGGUUAGCAUUCACAAGUGGAUAUCGUUCAUCAAGCCAUCACUUACACAAUUGUCGCCCUGUCCAUAGCUUUAGGAUACGGAUUAACCAUUUCCUAGAAGUGAUUUUCCCAGUUAUUAAGUCGUGCUACGAUCUAACUACAGUUGCUUGGAACGAAGUUAGACGUAUUAUUGUGGCUACACUGUACACUCCAGGUGUUGAAAAUGGAACGAUAUAUAUUUAUAUAAAUAUUUAUUAGACUAACGUAUUUAUAUAAAAAAGUAUAUUUUUUUUACAAAUGGGCGCGAUUACUUAUAUAUAUAACGAAUAAUCAAGAUAAACCUGUUUUACCUACCUAUACGCGUGUUUUUUGAAAACGUCGUCAUCGCGUCAUUACUUUAUAGCACAGAAUCAGGGUCGCUCAGGUGCGAUACAAACUGAACUCUCAACCCUCGGGAUAAGAUUGUUUAAGCUCAGGUGUGAUACAGACUGAAAUCUCAACCAUCGGGAUAAUAUUGUUUAAGCUCAGGUGGGAAACAGACUGAAAUAUCAACCCUCGGGCUAAGAUUGUUUAAGCUCAGGUGGGAUACAGACUGAAAUCUCAAACAUCGGGAUAAGAUUGUUUAAGCUCAGGUGGGAAACACACUGAAAUAUCAACCCUCGGGCUAAUAUUGUUUAAGCUCAGGUGGGAUACAGACUGAAAUCUCAAACAUCGGGAUAAGAUUGUUUAAGCUCAUUCUCGUGAGGAACCUGCAAACUUCCCUCAACUUGUGAUGUCUGUGUCUGCAUCACACUGGAGUGAUAUGUGUUCUGUAAUAUUUCUUUGUUUCUAUUAUGUUAUAAUAUACACGUGACUUUAACGUAUAUUACAUUUGUUUUAACUAUGUCGACGUUCAAUAAAUGUUGAUACUCAAUGAAAUUA